Molecule: messenger RNA, 1678 nt
Organism: Cinara cedri
Lineage: Eukaryota; Metazoa; Arthropoda; Insecta; Hemiptera; Aphididae
Source: the annotation of a GenBank genome assembly
AUGCAAGCAUUUGUAAACGUAAGUCGACACAAUAAGUAAAAUCUAUUUAAUUAUUGUACACAAAUAGUACUUGAUUAACAUUAGAUAUAUUUAUAUACUUAGAAAGGCCAACAAGAAACUACACAAGAUUUAAAAAAUACAAUAUCUUGUCAAAAAGAAAAAUUAUGUCAAUUAAUGGAUAAAUUAAGAACACACGAUGAAGUGGUUACUGAGAGGAAUCACUUACGAACAAUAGUCAAGGAUUUUGUGCAAUGGAGUGAAAAAAAUGAUGUAAAUCGUAAGGAAGUGUUUACUGAAUUAUUAACUUCAUUUGAAGAUCAAGCUGAUAAGCUUAAGAAUGCUGCAACUGUAGAGUGUACUUGGCAAGUUAAGUAUAGCGAGUUACAAAAUAUUAAGGAUGCCAUUGCUGAUGAGUUAAAAAAUAUAAAAUCAAAUAAAAGACAACUUAAAUCUAAGUUAGAAAACGCCGAGAAAAAUAAUAAAUGUAUUCAAAACGAAUUAUGGGAAGUUAAAGUAAAUAUAUAAUUCAUAUUAAUAGCUGGUAUAAAAUAUUAUUUGAUACUUAUCACAAUAGUUAUUAUUGUGAUAAGUACCUACUAAUAAAGAUUUAGAUCUAAACGUAAUAUAGGUACAUAAAUAAUGUUUUAUAUGUAUAUAAAUUGAUUAACCUUACCUAACCAAAUACCUACAAGUAACCAUUGUUGGGAGUGGUCAGAUUAGAUUUCCCUUCAAAGAGAAUAUUGUCUAGUUCCCCAUUUGACAUUUUUAUAAUCAUAAAGGUAUUAGGCAUAGGUAUUAUAUAUUACUGUCACAGUAUUUUUACAUAGAUUAAAAUUCCAUGUAGGUAACUACUGUUUUUAUAAAAUUACCGAACUAUAUAAACAUCUAUGAAAACCAAAUUAACUAAUAAAAUUAAUACAAUUAUUAGUAGUCAUUAUGUAAUAAUAAAUAUAAAUGUAUUACUAUAAAUACUUUUUUAUAGAAAAAUAGAUAAAUGAAUUGAUAUUAUAUAGUAGUGGCCAUGAAAAUAAUCACAAACAUGAAAAAUUCAAAAGAGUUCAUCAUAAGUAAACGUUUGUAACAGAACAAUUUUAUUUAAAAAUAAAUUUAUAAAAUAUAAGAAUCAUAGUGCAAUUAUAUACUAUAAUAAUUAUUACAAAAAAAAAAAAAUCAUGAUAAAUAUAUUGUUUUUUAGUUAGAAUGUGCAGAGUUGGAAGACAAAAAAUGUAUUAUUGAAAAAUUGAAAGCAAAUUUGAAAUCUAAUGAAGAGGAACUUUGUAAGAAAUGUAAACAAAAUGAUGAUUGUAUAAAAGAAUGUAAUCAACUGAAAGAGGCAAAUGAAAUGCUUGAAUUAAGUCUAAAAUGUACAAAAUCAAAAUUAGAUGAUGCAAAAUUAAAUGCAACAUGUGCUGAAGAAAAAUGGAAACUUGAACGAGAAGCAUUAUCCUGUGAGUUAAAUAUGAAAUGCAAGGAAUUAGAUGAAUUGGUGACUAAAGUUCAUGAUGAUGAAAUUAAAAUUAAUAAAUUAAUGACAACAUUAAUUGAAUUGAAAAAAGCGAGUUCAAAAAAAUUCAAUGAAUUGAAUAAUCAGGCCAAAAAAUUACAAGAAGAAAUGUAUACAAAAGAAAAUUAUUCUAAUUCCUUAAAAAAAAAUGAUAAUAAACAACUUAAACGGUAA